Molecule: messenger RNA, 701 nt
Organism: Vigna umbellata (rice bean)
Lineage: Eukaryota; Viridiplantae; Streptophyta; Magnoliopsida; Fabales; Fabaceae
Source: RefSeq, a predicted model, not a curated record
GGUGUCUGUGCUGCAGUGAGAAAGAAAAAAGAAAGUAAAGGAAGAACUUAAGAGAGAAAGAAGAGAGGAUAAUACAGAAAAUGACGCUUCUAUCUUUUCUCUGUUCCUGUCCUCCAGUAAUUCCGCGCUCAUGGUUUCCGUUGACGUCUAAUACAAGUGCUUUCUCCGUCAAUUUCAGGACCCAAAUCCAUUCCUCUGCUUCCACCAACAUUUUCACCCAAAAUCUCGACACCACUCUCUUAUCCAUCGCUGAAUCUUUCUACGAGGAUGAGCUAUGGGCCGCUGCCUGUCUCCGCGUCCGUUCCUUCCAUCAAUUCCGCCCUGACGCCUUCGGAGUCCGAGAUCAUAUGAGGUACUUGGCUGAGCGCGAGUUCGAAGCACUCAAGGAGCGUGUUUCGGGGAAAAGAACGGGCUUCAGAAGAGUUUCUUGCAUUAACGCUUCCCUUCCAUUGUCCCACAUCGCUUCCCUCUCCCAUGAUUUAUGCUCUUCUUGUAAGUUUUCUGCUAACGGAGAGGAGCGGAUUGUAGUUGCCACUCUUGAUCUUAAUCAGUGCUUGAGCCUUCCUGAUGAAAUUGUGGGGUUGAAGCCUGAGGUCACUGGAGCUGAUGUCACCAGGGCAUACCUCAGUAAUGUAUGUGUUGCUGAAGAGUUGCACAGAAAUGGGUUGGGUUAUGCACUUCUUGAAGUGUCAAAGUUAGUA